Molecule: messenger RNA, 153 nt
Organism: Linderina pennispora
Lineage: Eukaryota; Fungi; Kickxellomycota; Kickxellomycetes; Kickxellales; Kickxellaceae
Exons: 2
Coding region: 1-153 (50 amino acids)
Source: RefSeq, a predicted model, not a curated record
AUGUUUAUGCCCGGCGCCCCCGAAAUCACCCCUGAGCAGCAGGCUCUCAUGCGCCGCGAGGCUAACAAGGGCAUCAUGUCGUUCGUCGGCCUCGUCGCUGUUCUGCGGUUGGUUCCCUGGGCCAUGGAGCACCUCGAGAAGACCUUUGCCUAA